Dromiciops gliroides (monito del monte) is the source of this 1196-nucleotide messenger RNA. RefSeq names its product UTP11 small subunit processome component (gene UTP11). The transcript has 8 exons. Gene Ontology annotation, biological process: rRNA processing. The record is from RefSeq and is a predicted model, not a curated record. The coding region runs from base 434 to 1195 and encodes 253 amino acids. Gene Ontology annotation, cellular component: nucleolus; small-subunit processome. NCBI's taxonomy places the organism in Eukaryota, Metazoa, Chordata, Mammalia, Microbiotheria, Microbiotheriidae.
UGACAUGCCCAGGUUCACAAAGCUAGCAAGUGUCUGAGUCCACAUUUGAACUCAAGAUGAGUCUUCCUGACUUGAAUCCUGGCCCUUUAACCAUUUCGCAUAGAUGGCAUAUAGUAGGCGCUUAUGAGUCUUAUAGAGUGAUUGAUAGCCAAGUACUAAUAAAGCACUAAGUCUUAGGCAGUGAAAUAGUAGAGCCGGCACACAACAAUGGCUGAGACAUCACGUGAUUCCAGUCCAAGCGAAACUACAUUUCCCAGAAGGGCUUUUAAGCAGCCCCGGGUUUGGCGACGAGUCUUCCGAGGAGCUCUGAGUUCGAUAGGCUGAGGAGCAAUAGUGGGUGGGUCCAUUACGCAGCACGGCCUGUUUCCGGUGAGGCGGCAGAGGCGGCGAGGAGCCGGAGGCGCUUCUUGGGCUCUCGGAAAAGGGAAGCAACAUGUCGGCGGCGUUUAAAAAGGCAGCCAAGUCUCGGCAGCGGGAGCACCGGGAACGAAGCCAGCCUGGCUUUCGGAAACAUCUGGGCUUUCUGGAAAAGAAGAAAGAUUAUAAACUUCGUGCCAAUGACUACCACAAGAAACAGGAAUACCUCAGAACCCUUCGGAAGAAGGCCCUGGAAAAAAAUCCUGAUGAGUUUUACUUUAAGAUGACUCGAGUUCAACUCCAGGAUGGGGUCCAUGUGGUCAAGCAGCCCAAGGACGAGGUGACCAGUGAGCAGCUGAAGGUGAUGAAGACUCAGGACAUCAAAUACGUGGAGAUGAAGAGGGCGGCAGAAGCCAAGAAAAUCGAACGGCUGAAGUCGGAGCUCCACCUGCUGGAGGCCUCAGGGAAGCAGAAGAACCAGCACGUGUUCUUCUUUGACACCAAAAAGGAAGUUAAAGAGUUUGAUAUCGCGACUCACCUGCAGACGGCCCCCGAGCUAGUGAAGAGAGUCUACAACCGACCCAGGAUAGAGACCUUGAAGAAGGAAACAGUGAAGGGCGUGACGGAGAGGAGCCAAAUAGAGAAGCUAGCUAGAGAGAGGAAAAGGCAAUACAGCCUCCUGAAGCAACGUAUCGAGAGGGAGAAGGAAUUGUUUGUUAUUGCACAGAAAAUCCAAACACGCAAAGAUCUUCUGGAUAAAACCCCCAGAGUGAAGGUGAAGAAUGAAACUGUCAACUCGCCAGCUAUUUACAAAUUUAAAAGUCAACGGAAACGUUAAA